AUGCUCAAUCAAACUAUUUUCUGCAUCACCGGCGGUGUACAACAGUUAAAACGGAUCUUGAUAGAUGUUAACCAGCCUACCUUUGCUGUGUACGAGGAACGAAGAGAGAAUAUAUCUUUAGCACGAAUCCAUCAUUGCAUUUACUUUGAGAUCUGUGCAGAUGUACCCAUAGAGAGCCGUGUGGAUGGACGGAGUUCGAAUACUUUCGGAUCUGUGUUAAGAUCCUACAUCCUCCGACGUGCCACGCGAUCUGCGAAAGGAUCCCUUUCUCGCCUCUUCCACCCUCGCCCUUCUCCACCGCCGGUCGUUAAUGGACCCCCCUCCUCCUCUCCUCCUCCUCCUCCUCCCUCCUCCUCCUCCUCCGUCCCCAAGCGCCCCUGCCCCCGAGACCCUCUCGCCGCUGGCGGCCCUAGGGUUCCGUCGGACCUCGCCGCCAUGGACUGUCUCUUGGAGGCCUUCCUCUCCCUCUCCGAUCCCUCCCUCGCUCUCGAUCUCUCCCUCGAUCGCCUCAUCGGCUCCCGCGUCCUGGAGUCGGAUAAGGACCGUGCCAUCGAGGGCGCCAUCCGGGUUGGAUCGGCCCUCCUGGAGGCCGCCAAGAGAUCGGCUCGGAAGCGCGCCAUCAACCACAACUCCGCCUCCUGGCCUCUUCCCGCUGAUCUCACCAUCAAAGUAUUCUCUAUGCUAGACACAUGGAGUCUGUGCCAUGCUGCAGCUGCUUGUUCAAUGUUCAACAAGUGUGCAACGGAUCCAUUAUGCUAUGCUAAUAUUGACUUAACAGCAGCACUACCGAAAGCUAAUAACAUGGUUGUGUCUACAAUGAUACAACGGGCAGGAAAAAAUCUUCAGUCACUCAAGCUUGGUGUACGACCUAGUCCAACUUCAACGGCAGAAUUUUCUCAACCGAUGUCCACUUCUACUAAACAUUCCAUAGAUACAUUUGGUCUUCCAUGGAAUGAGAAGAGACCUAGGCCAAGGAGGGAGUCGUCUGUCCUUACCCGGUCCUGUCUGCUGGCUUUAAGUGUGGAUGGUGGUGCUUCUGGGGCUCUCUUGAGGAGGCUGCACCUGUACAAUAUUGAUAAGAUGGAUAAUUCUGCACUUUGCACAGCAUUGGUAGCCUGCCAGUCUCUCCUUGAUCUGGAACUCAUUGGUUUACAUGUUGAGCUGAGGCGAACAUUGGAUGUAGUCAGCACACAUUGUCACUCCAUAGAGCGUUUGUUCUUUGAGUCUUCUGAUACUGGUAGAGAUGAUAGUUUGAAGUCGCCAACUUGCAUCGGUCUGGUAAAUGGCUGUCCUAAUUUAACAACAUUAGCCCUCAGGGGAUUCAAGCUUCAUGAUCAUAAAGUCCGUAUACUGCUUAAGGGAUUUCGCUCUCUCAAAUUUGUUGAUUUUUCAACAUCCUAUUCAAUCACAGGCAUGUUUUUAAGGAACCUUGGCAAUGGCACAAAUCCCCUUGCAUUGGAAGUCUUAAUUUUGCGUGACUGUUUGCAUCUCAAAGAGGUUGAAGUUUCUCGGUUCUUAUCUGCUGUGCUUGAUGGAGACUUUAAGACCCUCAGAUAUUUGGACAUAUCGAAUAAGGAUGGCCUUUCUGCUAAUAAUGACUGGAACUAUCGGUGCUAUAACCCAAGUGCUAUUCCAAUUUCACGAGUUUUGAAAGAGAGACCUGAUAUUUGUUUGAUGGCCAAUUUUCCCCCAGAAGGGAGCUUUAUUGAUAUCGAACACUUCAGUGACAGUGAAAUAAGCAGCAGCACAAGCUUUCAGAUGAUGGCUGCUGCUGUAUUUGGUUCUUAUUCUACAAGCUCAUCUGACAGCAGCUAUAGCAGUGAUCCAGGGAGUGGAAAUGAGGAUGUCCAUGAUGUGAACUUCGCAUUCUAUGGUGCAGAUAGCUAUGAUGAAAUGGAGUUUCAAUUGGCUUAGCAAAAGGUCGGAUGGGUAAUGCAAGAUGAUACAGCGUCAUCCAUCUGAAUGCGGUCCCCCACCCUUUUGUUGGUUGAAUUAGUUUCAAACUAGUGGAAGGUGAUGCUACAUUGCAUUGAACAAAUUUGUAUAUGUCAUGGAAUUUCGUUGGUUCCAUUGGACUAUUUGUGUCCGUUAAGUUAAGCAAAACCAUAUCAAAUUUGGAUCCAUUUCAUCAGUCUUAGUCCAACAAGUUCUACAAUUGGCUGUCAACCUAAUUUCAACCCUCCACCUUUCUUAUUCGAGCUUGGGACUUUUCCGUUUCAGUGUUUCAAAGCAUGCAAGACAAAGGAUUUUAAUAAUGGUGCUGGUCGCUUGUUGGUAUCUUAUGUGCCAUGGUAUUACUGCAACAACUUAGUGCAUGAGAUGUACGCAAGAAAAGUAUACCAAGCAGUGUGAACAGCUUGUAUAGAUGGACCACCCAGGCUCUCAUACGCCUGGGCAAACCCACCAUCCAGGCCAGUGGACGGAGAUUGGUGCCUGGGUUGGUUCUUAGCUGCUUUUUGAUUGUUUUUCUCAAGGUGGAUGCCGAUUUAUGUUAUCAUUUAUUACUUUAAAUUGCUUCCAUGUUUCUUCUCAUGUACAAUAAAAUUUAUUCAGUAUUUAUUAAUUGGUGUAUUUAGGGU
This is a messenger RNA of Elaeis guineensis (African oil palm), 2579 nucleotides long. Its product is annotated as F-box protein SKIP17. Lineage: Eukaryota; Viridiplantae; Streptophyta; Magnoliopsida; Arecales; Arecaceae. Gene Ontology annotation, molecular function: protein binding. The record is from RefSeq and is a predicted model, not a curated record.